AACAGAACUGCUAACUGAAUCAUGAAAAUGGCAGCUGGCACCAUGGUCACACAUACCACAGAAAAAAACUCCAGGCCCUCUUCCACGUUUAUUUUGCUUCGUUGUUUCCGAUAUUAAGCUGUCAUGUUGAAACAGCCUCAAUCUCACUUAGAAGUCCUUUCCAAGAAACAUGGCGGAAGAAUGUGUUUUUGAUAUCUGUGUUGUUGGCGCUGGUAUUGUGGGCAGUUGCGCAGCUUAUAAUGCCCUAAAAUACACCAAAUCUGUGGUUCUAUGUGAGCAGUUUCCUUUAGGCCACUCUAGAGGAAGCUCACAUGGACACAGUAGAAUUAUACGCAAAUCCUAUAUUCAAGAACAUUAUGCAAGGAUGAUGCCAGAAGCCUACAAAAUAUGGCACGAGUUAGAGCAACUGAGCGGCGAAGAACUUCUUUUAAAUACCGGUCUGCUGACAUUGGAAGACAGUCCCCAUGAAAAUAUCCUAAAAAUGAAAAGACAUUUAGAGGGGAUCAAUGCUGACUUCAAGUACCUUGACAGGGAUGGGUUGAAACAGAAGUUUCCAAUGCUUCAGCACUUAGGAACAUACAAUGCUGUUUAUGAGCCAACUGGGGGGAUUUUAAGAGCAGACAAAUGCUGUGCUGUUUUACAGGCACUUUUCAAGAAAAAUGGUGGCACUACCAAGGAAUGCUUCAAAGUAACAAAAGUAAUACCUGGCAGUGUGGUAACCAUUGCUUCUAAUGAAUCUGUGAUCAAGGCAAAAAGUGUGAUUUUCACUGCAGGCCCUUGGACAAAUGAUAUUUUGAAUCCGCUAGGUGUCCAUCUUCCAUUGCAAACAAUGAAGAUUAAUGUUUGCUACUGGAAAGCUCCAGACUCAGUUUAUUCUUUAAAGUCUGGUUUCCCUUGCUUCAUUGACUACACUGUCAAAGAUGGUGAUAACUGGCAUCUUUACGGCCUACCAAACUUUGAAUUCCCUGGACUACUGAAGGUUUGUGCUCACUACGGCAAGGUAUAUCACCCUGACCAACGUGACGCUGAGAAUGAUAACAAAGAGGUGCAAGUUGUUGCAGGGUACUUGAAAAUGUUUUUCAAAGGUGUUGAUAGCAAACCAUCAAUCGUUGAUAAAUGCUAUUACUCUUGGACACCAGAUGAAGAUUUUAUUCUCGACCAACAUCCAGUGCACAAAAACAUCAUCUUUGGUGCAGGAUUUUCAGGACAUGGGUUCAAACUUGCACCAGUUACCGGAAAGAUUCUUGCUCAACUUGCAUCGAAGAUUCAGCCUGAAUAUGAUCUGACCCCAUUACGAGCCUCCAGGUUCGACAAAAAAUCAAAUUUAUAAUUUGGAGAAUCGAUGACAAAAUAAUUGCUUUUAAUCGCUUUAAGUUUCAAGCACGAAAAUACCAAACAAUAGAGCUAAAAUGAUUUUUUGAAAUUUAAUAAAUUUGUCGAUCUUACAAAUGUAUCUUAUAUUAUCUACACAUUAAAUAGCAUCUAUUCUAUGACAAACAAUGUUAUGGAAAACGUUUGUACAAUGUCAGUCAUACAUUUAAGUAAAUUUGUAAACAAAACAAUUCUCAUUUCUUCUCUCUUUUCGUUAUUCCAUAAUUUGUAUAGCUUUAUGCAUUUAGUCAAGGAUGAUUUUCCUAUCCAGG
Messenger RNA from Rhopilema esculentum, 1643 nucleotides. Its product is annotated as peroxisomal sarcosine oxidase. The record is from RefSeq and is a predicted model, not a curated record. NCBI's taxonomy places the organism in Eukaryota, Metazoa, Cnidaria, Scyphozoa, Rhizostomeae, Rhizostomatidae. Gene Ontology annotation, cellular component: peroxisome. Gene Ontology annotation, molecular function: L-pipecolate oxidase activity; flavin adenine dinucleotide binding; sarcosine oxidase activity.